Messenger RNA from Ciona intestinalis (vase tunicate), 1945 nucleotides. Lineage: Eukaryota; Metazoa; Chordata; Ascidiacea; Phlebobranchia; Cionidae. The record is from RefSeq and is a predicted model, not a curated record.
GUGGAUGUAACGUUUUGUAUUUUGUCAAACACUUGUGUAUGGGAAGCAUAGAAAAUGCAUAUUUCUCUAACGAGCUUUUUUUGCUGUUUUGUAUUCUUGUCCACGUCACCGGGUGUCGUGAUAACGUCAGGGUUCAAAGGUCAUGAUCGGGUCAAGCAGGAAAAUUGGAGGUCGACCCCGGACUUAAUUACCGAGCUUCCAGGGUUAACCAAUCUACCAGAGUUUAAUAUGUACUCGGGUUAUCUGGACGCCUCGGAUACGAAGAAGCUUCAUUACUGGUUGAACGAAUGCGUCGAUUCAUCGUCAAACAAGUUAAUGAUUUGGUUCAACGGAGGACCAGGGUGUAGCUCAUUGGACGGAGCUUUUAUAGAGAAUGGGCCGUACAAGUUCAACGAGAAGACUGGGAACUUGGAGAGGAAUCCAUAUUCGUGGAACCAACUCGCCCACACAUUGUACAUUGAAUCCCCUGCUGGUGUUGGCUUUUCAUACGAUAUUGAUCCUCUAAGCAGAUAUAAUGACAACAUUACUGCUGAGACGAACAUCCGCGCUUUGGAAAGUUUCUUUAUCAAGUUCCCAACAUUUGCUACGAUGAAUAUUUAUCUAAGUGGACAGAGUUACGCUGGUGUGUAUGUACCAACACUAGCUGCUGCUAUUGUACAACAACAAAGCUGGAUGGCUGCAAAUCUGAAGGGUAUCUUGAUCGGCAAUGGCCUCAUGCAUUUCUUAUACAACCAUGCUUCUAUCAUGUACUUCAGCUACUACCAUGGUUUGUUUGAUAAAACAGAAUGGGAAGAAUUAAAGAGGGUUUGCUGUGAAACUGCAACAGUCGAAUGCAUGUUUACAAGGUUUACUGAAACUGAUUGCUUGAUGCAGUUAACAUGGGCCCUGCAUGCUGUGUGGAAUGAUGGGCUGAAUAUUUACAACUUAUACGCUCCUUGUAUGAGUGAACCACAGGCAGAGAUGUUCAAAGUCAAGUCAAGACCUUUGCUUGAAGAUGUAGCCAGGUCGAGAUUUGACUCAGUACUUGAAAUGACAAAACCACGAUCCAUGGGCCCAUUAUCAUUAGUUCCUCCAUGUUCAAAUGCAUCCAUGAUAACCAAGUAUUUUAACCGAGCUGAUGUACAAGAAGCUAUUCAUGUUCGACCAACCUCAUGGCAAUUAUGCAGUGAUGUUGUACACAACAACUACUACAAACAAGUUGAAGACACAGGACCACAAAUAAAGAUGAUACUUGAUGCCUUGGAAGAUAUUGAAAUACUUCUGUUCUUUGGAGAUGUGGAUUUGGCUUGUAACUACUUAGGUGGGGAGUGGUUUGUGGAUAGACUUGGCUUAGAGUUACAAACUCCAAGGCGUAAAUGGACAACCAGAGAUGAAUAUGGACAAGUACAAGUGGCUGGCUUCUACAAAGUUUAUGACAGGUUGACUUAUGCUACAGUCCUGGGUGCUGGACAUAUGGUGCCUCAUGAUAAACCACGUGAAGCGUAUGCAAUGUUUGAACGAUAUCUCAAUGAUGAACCUCUAUAAGUAUUAUACCAUCUACUGAUCAUCUGCAAAUACAUUGUUGUAUAUCUGUGUGUAUUUCAAAUCUAAGACUCCCAGAUCUGUCAUGUUCAUUUGUUUUGUAGAUAUUUGUAAAGUAAAACAUUCCAUGGUCCAUUUUUUAAGCCAUUCUUAAACGAAUAGGAAUUUAAUCCUGGUUUAACUAAAUUUUAAAACAGAUGGUCACCAAGUUGGAAAAUGAUAGUGUAUCUUUUUAACUUUGCAAUAAGUGUGUUCUGUCUGUUUUAUGAUUAAGUUUAUUUAUGUAUUAAACAAGCUUUUUAUCUUUUAUUUGGAUUGUGUGUUUAAGACCCUGUUUUUUUUAAAACAAACCAGUUCUUCUUCACUUUUAUUAAAACCUGAACCAUUUAUUAAUAACUCUUUAAUAAACACAUUUAUUGCACAA